UUUAAACAACUUCUACCAUGUAAGAAUAGUCAGUAACUUACAAUGAAUUUUAUUAUUCAAAAAUAAAGAAUACUAUAAAUAAAAGAGGUGGUUAAAGAAGCUUUUAUCACUAGCAACUCGACAAGAGUAACAAAACGAUCGUACUGAAACUUGCUGUACAUCUAAAUUUGUGUCUUCUGAAAAGCAAUGAAAUAUAAUUUUCAUUUGUAACAUCUAUACAAUAUAUAGAUGAAGCUUGUCAUGGUUAUUGAGGGAUUGAAGCGAUUUGCCAUUUUAGUUUAUAGCUGUCAGAACUUGACUACCUUGACCCGGCACAGUCUUUCAGCUUCAACAGCCCGCGUUUCUUUUUCUACUCCUUUCCUUUUAAGGCCAACGUCGCUCUUUUACUAUAUUUAUUAUUUAAAAUCUUUUAUGCUUUUAAUAUUGCAUAUAAUUGUUAGGACAGCUUGACAAUAUCCCCAGUACCAGAGAACCUCAUUCAUUGGGCGUUCUUUUUUUCUUUCGUUUAUUCACUUUCUAUAUACUUCAUGGAUUUGCAUAAUUUCUAGUUCUUGAGUUAUGUGUCAAGACUCUGAAGGUAGGAAUUUCUCAAGGAAUCGUAAAUAUGCAACUGCUGUAAACUAUCAGCAGCCUUACCCUAAAAGCAGUAGUGGGAAAAUAUAUAGAUCUGCUUCUCAUCCUACAAGAUAUAAAGACUACCGACUAAAUGGCCAAACAAAAUCGAAAUUACAGAGCUUGGCAUUCAAUCCCUCUCAAACAAUUUCAAACAUUACGGAAGAAAAUAGUUCCAAAUUAGCAACGAAAGCUCCUUGUUUUCAAUCAGAUACAGACGUACUCCGUAAUUCACAGACAAUGGGACAUGAAGGACCUGUCUCAUUCAGUACAUCGAAAGAGUUGGCUUUACAAGAUAAGCUAGGUGAAACUAACAAAAGUGCAAAAGAUUAUUUGAACAGUUUGCCGAGUUACACCCUGGACACAGGAAAAAUUACGAAUGAUAUACAACUUACGACAGGCUCUAAUCUCAAUAGAUUCAAUACAAACAAUAAACGGAUUUUGGAGAGAAGUUUUUCCGAUAGCAAGAAGCUAUCUCCAAAACGAAACAAAAAGGAGUCACCCAGUCUUUAUAGGGGUUCUUUCAAUGAAGAUAAUCAAGAAAAUUAUGGUCUUGCUAGUCCAUUAGAUAGAAUCCCCAGUCUUGUUUCUGUUAUUCAAAAUGCUAAAUCUUCCAGUCAAAGCGUUAAUAGUGAAUGCUCAGUUUCUAAUGCUGGUGGAUCAGAUACCGAGCUCGAUGAUGAUCCUUUUGAAUUAGAAGACGAUGAUUUGGCGGCCCUUGACUCAAUUGAAGUCCAGUAUAAACAAAAGUCCCUUCAUGAAAGUCAACAAGGUUCUGAAGUUCUAUCCGUGGAAACAUCACACAAGGUUGAUAAUCCUGCACCUGUUCUUGAUUACGAUGAGGAUGGUAACGUUCAACCGUCUAAUUCCAACCAUACCCCUGUAGAAGGUGUUGAUGACAAUUUCUUGGAUGAUUGGGAUGAUUCUUUCGAUAAUGAAAUACCAGCUGUUAACCCUGCCUACAGUUUUGUUGAAUCAACUAUAAUUGAAGUAAAUGAUGAUUUCUAUAUUCGUGAUGAACGAAAUUAUCCCCAAUUGAAGAUCGUUUUGUACAAUGAAAGCGAUGAGAUACUGAAACAAGUUUUUCUUCGAGAAGAUUGGUUAGAUACUCCCGUCUACAUAGGCGAUUUGGUAUAUUUGGAAGCUGAAUUUAAUUCAUUAAGGGAAGCCAUCAUCGAUAACUCCAAGGGAUUUGUAAUAGUACAUCCAAAAUUAUUACUUUCAGCAACUGCCGUAGCCGAAUCUUUUUCGUGUAUGCGCAAAGCAGCUCUUUCAGACAGAGUUGUUAAUUAUGGUUUGCCAACGAAACCCACCGUUGCUGGUAAUAUUCUUCAUGAUCUGUUCCAAAGUGCUCUGAAGGAUCAAGAAAAUGCUGUAACAAACAUUAACUCAAUCCUCGAAGAUUCUAUAAAAAAAUACAUGAUAGAUAUAUAUUUUGCGGAUUUAAAGGUUGAUGAAUGCCGAGAAGAAAUUAGCGCGCCAUUUUCCGGUGAAUCCAAUGAACGGGGAAAGAAUAUCUCAAUACAGAAACUGCUUGAUGUGGAGGAAUCUAUAUGGUCUCCCAAAUAUGGACUGAAAGGAAACAUCGACGCGACUGUAGAAGUCCUACUGAAAAGUUCAUCAGAAGAUAUUCUUACAUUAACCGUGCCAUUGGAACUAAAAACAGGGAAGUAUAUAAAUAGCAUUAGCCACUUCGCGCAAAGCUUAUUAUAUACUUUACUAGUCUCCGAUCGUUACAAUAUACGUGUUCAAAAUGCUUUAUUAUGUUAUUUGGAAAAUAGCAGCCUGGUUGACUUAGAGGCAUCAAUGUCGCAAAUUCGUGGUUUACUUAUCGCCCGUAAUACUCUAGCUCAGCACAAUAUUCGUCGUUCUUUACCGGCAAUGCUUAAAAGUGAACAUCAGUGUAAGCGCUGCUAUGCAGUUAAUGAAUGUUUCCUUUAUCAUAAAGCUCUUGAGAAUGGGACUCCUGAAACUUCAGGUGUCAAAGACUUGUACAGUUCAAUUACGGAUCAACUCGGCGAAGUAGAAUUACAAUUUUUCAAGAAAUGGGAAAGACUUCUCACACAAGAAGAAAAUUUAGCAUUAAGAAAAAAGGGCGAUAUACUUACGACAAAUCUGUGCGAGUUGGAUUUAUUAGGGAAAUCGUUGUGUGGACUUACGAUAAAACAAGAAAAAACAAUACCCCUUGAAAUUGACGAAACCAUCUAUUAUUUUAUACUUAGUUCUCGAAGUCCUGGACAAAUAAGAAGCUCAAGCUUUAGUAUUGGAGAUCGUAUUUUCGUUUCAGACGAAGAGGGGCAUUGGUCCUUAACUAGAGGUAUAAUAAAAGAUAUAAGGGACGAUAGCAUCUGUAUCCAAACAUUUCGACAUUUAAUAAUUCCUUGGAAAAAGUUGGAUAACUUCGAUGCCCAAAAUAAUCAGGUGUUUUAUGGAAGCUAUCAUAGAAAGGAACAUAACUACCAAGAAGUUACGAAGACAUUUAGAAUUGAUAAAGAUGAGUUUUCUGGCGGUAUAGCUUCAGUGAGGAGUACAUUAAUUGGUUGCAUUUUACCUGAUGCUCCACUUAUGAUAAAGGAUAUGAUUAUAAAUUUAAAGCCACCCACAUUCAGUACUUCGAAUUGUCAGUUAGAAGCUUCGCAAACAGAAGGUUUAAACGAAGACCAAAUCAGUGCUUUAAAAAAAUGCCAAGCUGCUAACAAUUACGCGCUUAUUCUUGGCAUGCCAGGAACCGGUAAGACUACAACAAUUGCACGGUUAAUUAUUUCAUUUUUAAGAAAGGGUGCAUCAAUACUUUUAACAUCGUUUACACACUCUGCUGUAGAUAAUAUACUGCUUAAAUUGCAGUAUUCAAACUACGAUAUACUUAGGUUGGGGUCAAGUCAUAAAAUCCAUCCAAAAGUCAAGGAAUUUUGUCGUACAGCCGACGAUAUUCCGAAUGAUUUAGAAUUCAUUAAAGAAUUCUAUGAAGCACCUCAGAUAGUGGCAUGUUCCGCACUUGGAGUAUACCAUCCUCUGUUUCAAGUCAGGAAGUUUGAUUAUUGUAUAAUUGACGAAGCAUCUCAAAUACCGCUUCCAGUGUGUUUAGGUCCUUUGAUGCAUACUGAAAAAUUUAUUCUGGUAGGUGAUCACUAUCAGCUCCCACCUUUAGUAAAAAAUCCCAAAGCUGCGAAAGGUGGACUAGUCAAAAGUUUAUUCAAGUUGCUUUCAGAGAAGCAUCCUGAGGCUAUAGCAACACUAAAAUUACAAUACCGCAUGAAUGGUGAUAUCAAUUCUUUAUGUAAUAAUUUAAUUUACGGCGGUAAUUUGCUCUGUGGAUCAAAUGAAGUUUCUGUAAACAAGCUCUAUUUACCUUUAAAUAAAGUACCCACUAAAAAGCCUGGCAUAAUAACAAACAUGAGUUGGAUUCACCAUUUACUAAAUCCGGAUAGCUCCGUUGUCUUUUAUAAUACCGACUUACUUAAUAAUCUGGAAAAUAAGAAGGACAGAAUAUUGGAGAACCGGACUGAAGCUUCGCUAUUAGCUUGUGCGGUCCGCUCAUUGUUGGAAAUGGGUGUAGAAGAGAAACAUAUUGGCAUCAUAUCUAUAUACAAAAGUCAAGUUAACUUGAUUGAACAUGAACUAAAAUCGCAUGAGGAAUUGGAAAUCAAUACAGCUGACAAGUAUCAAGGUCGAGAUAAAGAUAUAAUCUUCAUAUCGUUUGUUCGCUCGAAUUUAAGGAAGAAUGUAGGGGAUUUGCUGCGUGAUUGGCACCGCAUAAACGUUGCUCUGAGUAGAGCAAAAGUGAAAUGUAUAAUGUUCGGGUCGUUAGCUACACUAUCGAAUUCAGUGGUAAUGAAUGAGCUUAUUACGCUACUUUCCAAAAAUGAAUGGGUCUAUAAUAUUCAGCCUAAUGAUUUAAAGGAUAUACAGGAUGAAAAUCUGAUUUCAACUUUGUCCAAAUCCUAAGAAAGUGAGAACAUAGAACAUAGUCAGGAAAGUGUUAGUUACGUCCAACUUUUUAACUUAAUUUAGAACGUAGUUUAGAUAAUGUCAAAAAUAUAUUAUAGGGAUUGCAAUCGGUAA
Schizosaccharomyces octosporus yFS286 is the source of this 4674-nucleotide messenger RNA. RefSeq names its product DNA replication endonuclease-helicase Dna2. The transcript is spliced from 4 exons. Gene Ontology annotation, cellular component: cytoplasm. The coding region runs from base 559 to 4557 and encodes 1332 amino acids. The record is from RefSeq and is a predicted model, not a curated record. Gene Ontology annotation, molecular function: 5'-flap endonuclease activity; single-stranded DNA helicase activity. Gene Ontology annotation, biological process: replication fork reversal. Lineage: Eukaryota; Fungi; Ascomycota; Schizosaccharomycetes; Schizosaccharomycetales; Schizosaccharomycetaceae.